Molecule: messenger RNA, 672 nt
Organism: Pipistrellus nathusii (Nathusius's pipistrelle)
Lineage: Eukaryota; Metazoa; Chordata; Mammalia; Chiroptera; Vespertilionidae
Source: the annotation of a GenBank genome assembly
AUGACAGAGGAACUGGAUCUCCCGGGACAGGACUCUGAUGGGGGUAGUGAGGAGGUGGUCCUAACUCCUGCAGAGCUCAUUGAAAGGCUGGAGCAGGCUUGGAUGAAUGAAAAGUUUGCUCCUGACCUUCUGGAAAGCAAGCCUGAAAUUGUAGAAUGUGUCAUGGAGCAGCUAGACCACAUGGAAGAAAAUCUCAGGAGAGCAAAGAAGGGGGACCUGAAGAUCAGUAUCCAUCGAAUGGAGAUGGAGAGGAUCCGCUAUGUCCUUAGCAGCUACUUGAGGUGUCGGCUCAUGAAGAUAGAGAAGUUUUUUCCUCAUGUCCUUGAAAAGGAGAAAACACGGCAUGAGGAGGAGCCUUCCAGCCUUUCUCCGGAAGAGUUUGCCUUUGCCAAAGAGUACAUGGCAAACACAGAGACCUAUCUAAGGAAUGUAGCCUUAAAGCAUAUGCCUCCCAACUUACAGAAAGUGGACCUCUUGAGGUCAGUUCCCAAACCGGAUCUGGAUUCAUAUGUAUUUUUGAGAGUGAAAGAAAGACAAGAAAACAUCCUGGUAGAACCAGAAACAGAUGAGCAGAGGGACUAUGUGAUUGACUUGGAGGAAGGCUCGCAGCACUUGAUCCGCUAUAAAACCAUUGCACCUCUAGUUGCUUCUGGAGCUGUACAGCUAAUUUAA